GAGCCCGUCCAGGGCCUGCAGCUGUGGGUCAGCCUGAGGAGGGAGGACAAGAUGGUGGAGCCCCAGUACCAGGAGCUGAAGGACAGCCAGGUCCCCAAGCCCAGCAGGGAGGGGUCACUGUGGCCGUCAUCUCUGGACAGGCCCUGGGGGUACAGGUGAAGACCACCAUACUAACCAUAACCCUGGGUGUACAGGUGAGGAGCACCAUACUAACCAUAACCCUGGGGGUACAGGUGAGGAGCACCAUACUAACCAUAACCCUGGGUGUACAGGUGAGGAGCACCAUACUAACCAUAACCCUGGGGGUACAGGUGAGGAGCACCAUACUAACCAUAACCCUGGGGGUACAGGUGAGGAGCACCAUACUAACCAUAACCCUGGGUGUACAGGUGAGGAGCACCAUACUAACCAUAACCCUGGGUGUACAGGUGAGGAGCACCAUACUAACCAUAACCCUGGGGGUACAGGUGAGGAGCACCAUACUAACCAUAACCCUGGGGGUACAGGUGAGGAGCACCAUACUAACCAUAACCCGGGUGGUGGUAGUGGGUGUGGCUAGUUGUGCGGUUUUAGAGGCCCUCUUCUUGGCCGCAGAGACAAACUGCUGCUGUUUUAAAGCAAAUUUCCUGCAAUUCUAUACAUUUUGCCGCGGGGCAGAGAGAACAUUGUACUGUGUUUUUUAAAGCUAAUUUCAUGCCAUUACAAAAAAUGUGCC
Molecule: messenger RNA, 715 nt
Organism: Oncorhynchus keta (chum salmon)
Lineage: Eukaryota; Metazoa; Chordata; Actinopteri; Salmoniformes; Salmonidae
Exons: 4
Source: RefSeq, a predicted model, not a curated record